Molecule: messenger RNA, 642 nt
Organism: Miscanthus lutarioriparius
Lineage: Eukaryota; Viridiplantae; Streptophyta; Magnoliopsida; Poales; Poaceae
Source: the annotation of a GenBank genome assembly
AUGACGGCGGACGGCGAAGGCGGCGGCGAGAAAUCAAAGUUCCGGUGGCUGGACGCGGCGCGCUACGAGGUGGCCGCCGCGGUGACCGUGCUCAUCAUGGCCGUCAUCGUCAACGCCGUGAAGGUGGUCCUUCGCCCCGACUCGCUGCAACUCUCCGUCGACAAAGGCUCCAUCUUCACGGCGCAGUAUCCGCCACAGCUGAUCAUGGAGCUCAAGCUCCGGGCGCAGAACCCCAGCGGCCAGGUCCGGAUGUUCUACGUCAGCGUCACCGGGUACCUGUUCGACAACACGACGUCGGCGUCGGCGUCGUUGGAUCCAGGAUACGAUUCCGUCGUCAUCUUCAAGCCGAAAGACAUGGCCGUGGUCCAGCAGGAGGCACUGGACUGCAGCCUAGGUAUGAAGGUGGUGAGGGAAAAGCAGAUGGAUCCGUCCCACUUCGACGUGCUGUACAAUGGCAGCAGCUUCAGCGACAUGACGCUGCGGCUGGACGGCGACCUCAUCACCGAGGUGACGUCCGAGCUCAACAUGACUCGCCGGACCACCUACUACUGCGAGGAGCUCCUCGUCGGCGGGAACGGGGACGACGAGGCUUUCAAGUACAGGCAGGAUGCCAUUUGCAAGCAGCGAAGGGCCACGAAUUAG